Messenger RNA from Cyclocybe aegerita, 1698 nucleotides. NCBI's taxonomy places the organism in Eukaryota, Fungi, Basidiomycota, Agaricomycetes, Agaricales, Hemipholiotaceae. The record is from the annotation of a GenBank genome assembly.
AUGAGUAUUCUUCAAGGAUGGCACCGCGGCGAGCGCCUCGUCCGCCAAAAGCUCGGGUACGACAAGAUCCCAUCGACGGCCUAUCUAUAUACCUCGAUUCAGGGCGACAUGCCUGAACAGCAUUCCACAUUCUACUCUACGCGAUUGCCUUUCCUCCCCGCGUGUACUCUAGGCCCAGACGGUCGGCCGUGGGGCUCCAUUCUCGCAGGCAAGGACGGCGAUCUCGCGUUCAUCAGCCACCCGAGAUACAACACCCUCACGAUGGAGGCAAAGUUGUGGGACGGAGAGCCGUUCCUCCAGAACGCGAAGAAUCAUGAGGAAGAUGUGAUGCUUAUUGCUGGAAUCGGUGUUGAGCUCUCCACGCGUAGGCGGAACAAGUUUGCGGGUUAUAUCACCAAGUUGAAGAUCGAAGGCGGCAUCGCCAAUAUUGAAUUAUUCGUUAAUGAGGCUAUUGGGAAUUGCCCGAAAUAUAUCACUCUCAGAGAACUAACACCCCAUCCCAAUACUUCCCCCGUUGUAGUCAACGAUAAGAAGGAUCUUGCAAAGGAAGAAAGACUUUCCGAAGAAGCGAUUCAAUUGAUCCUUGAGUCAGACACCGUUUUCUUUGGGACCAGCUAUGUGGCUUCAAAGCAAGAAGAGCAGGCAUACCCUUCUCAUGUGGGGAUGAACCACCGUGGGGGUCGGCCAGGGUUCAUCCGCGUAAAGCCCUCAGACGGUCGCACAGUCAUCCUUCCCGACUAUUCUGGAAAUCGAAUCAUGACGUCCUUGGGAAACGUCGAAGCUACACCCCUAGCCUCCCUCACAUUUAUUUCGUUCGUUACAGGCGAUAUUCUCUAUCUGACGGGGAAGGCGCGCAACGUUUACGGAGACGAAGCUCGUUCCAUCAUGCCACUUCAGGACACCUUCACAGAGGUUUUUGUGACCGGAUAUGUCCACGUCCGGGACGCCUUCCCAGCACGCCAACGGCCCGGAUACACGAUCCAACCUAGUCCAUACAGCCCUCCCAUCCGCCUUCUCACAGAAGAGAAUCCUCAAUCGAAGAUAUUUUCAACGAGCGAGCAGCCGAAAGCGCUCUUGGUCAGCAUAAAGAUCCACAGUCCCACCCUCGCCACUUUUGAGUGGGAAGUCCCCACCCCGGUGCACAUCCGACCAGGUCAGGCGGCCAUCCUGGGAUUCAUGCCGCUCCUCGGCUCGCGUCAGUACCAAUACAUGGCACCGCAAAAGCCGAGCGCUGUGAACGACGAUUUCAUUCGUACGUGGACUGUUUCCAGCGCGCAUGAGGGUGAAGGAGGAACCCGACGGUUCGCGUUGACGAUGCGCGAGAAGCCUGGUGGCACAGUUACGGGGGCGCUCUUCACCAUCGCUCGGAGGCUCGCUCAGCUCAAGCCUGAGGCGUUGGUCGAUUCGAGCGUCUUGGGUUUGCGGGUCGACCUUGUUGGUAUCAGUGGUGAUUUUGUGCUUCCCACACCCGCGGCGAGUGGGAGCCGCACAUCGCCCUCGCUUCUUUGGGUGGCAGGAGGCAUUGGUAUCACACCUUUCCUCUCGAUGUUGGCCGCCCUAUCGAACAAGAAGACAGUCUCGCGUCGGAGGUCACCCUCCUGCUAUCGACUCGCGAACCGCAGAUCAUGCUUUUGCUCCUCAGCAAUUCGCUCAAAUCAAGCGAACGUACGCGUCCCAAGGUCUCGAUUCACGUCUUAA